Messenger RNA from Cornus florida, 2186 nucleotides. RefSeq lists its product as uncharacterized. Bases 503 to 1483 code for a protein of 326 amino acids. Lineage: Eukaryota; Viridiplantae; Streptophyta; Magnoliopsida; Cornales; Cornaceae. The record is from RefSeq and is a predicted model, not a curated record. The transcript is spliced from 3 exons.
UCCCACAUUCCAUUGCACCAUAAACACGUCAACAGUAGCUGUUUGUGUUCCAAAAGUAGGGAAAAUUUUCAUUUCCUUCUACUCAAUCCACUUACCACAGCAGCUAUACAAACAUAUAUACACACACAUACGCACACCUUAUGUGUGUGUAUAUAGUAUAUACAUACAUAUAUCUCACCGGCGGCAUUCAACACACAGAGUCUGUGACUGUACCCUUCUCUCUCUCUCAAGAUUGGUGGAAUCGUUAUAUGCUGUCGUUUUCAGUUGGUUUGAAUUCUCUCUUAUUGAUUAAGCGUCGCUUCACUUUCCCUUCUUUCACUAAACUCCUCGAUCGUUUGGUGUUAAUUUCAACCUCCAAAUAGCUGAAAAAACCCAAACAUUUUCUUGGACUCCAAUCAAAACCUCACCGCAAAAACUCAUGCAUUUUCCCGGAAAAUCAUAAUUCCCGCUUUUCUUCGCGUCCAAUCACUGUAUUUCAGUUUCUUGAUCUAUCGUCUCUCCAAUGGGAAACUGCUUUGGAAAGCUCAAGAAAUCAACGGCCGAGAUCGCACCAUCAGACUACGUCAAAGGCUCUCCCACCGUCCGAUUAUACGGAUCACCACACAGCAAUCUCACCUCCUACAUCCGAUUCGCUCUCCUCUACAAGCCUCUUUCUCUCCACUUCGUCCCUUCCGAAACCCCCGAUUUCGGGUCCGAAUCGCCGGUUCUCCAAUUCGGAUCCGAAUCCGUUUCCGGAUCUCUCCAAACCCUAGUUCAGUACAUAGAAUCGAAGUUUCCGAACCCGCCGUUGAUGAGCUACGGGAGUCGGUACGACGAUAAGACGCCGCCGGUGGCGGCGGCGGCGGCGCUGCAUCACCGGAGUAUGGUCUGGCAUGUGGAGAGGCUGGUGAGGUGGGCGGAUGACUUGGCGGUUCGGGGAGGGAAGGCGGGAGGUAAUCCGGCGGUGGGGAGUCCACGGAUGGAGGUGAGGAAGUUUGGGCGGAGUUACUCGCAGCUGUUGGAUUUGAUGCUGGAGCACGCUCAGAUGGAGGAGAUUAUCGUCUUUCCAAUCUUGGAAAUGGCUGAUAGAGGACUAUCUAAAGCUGCAAAUGAGGAACAUGCAAGGGACUUACCCAUCAUGAAUGGGAUCAGAGAAGACAUCAAAUCCAUUGGAGUUCUGGAUUCUGGGAGCCCUGUAUACCAAGAGGCCCUCUUCAACCUUUCUACUCGACUCAAAACUUUACAGGAGCAUUGCGUGGAACACUUUGAGGCAGAGGAGAGAGACCUACUGCCAUUGCUGGAGGCAGCAGAGUUAAGCGCAGAACAACACGAGAGGGUACUGGAGCAGUGCUUGGAUGUGAUGAAAGGCACACACUCAAACCUGUUUCGCUUUUUCAUUGAAGGCCUCCGCCCUCAGGAUGCCAUGCAGUACAUGGACUUGAUCAUCAGAUGCAGUGACGAAGACCGAGUGUCCUCAAUGUUCCGCAUGCUCCUUGAGUCAUGAUUGAUCCAAUACCCACCCGCAUGAGUCAUGAUUUAGUACUACAUUCUCAUUCUGAUUAGUCAUUACUAAUGACAUACAAAAUGCUUCCUUUUCAUCUUUGCUAUCAACUGAAGCAAGAAAGAUAGUUUUGCUUCUGCUUUACUCUACUUUUGUGGCAUGUGGGUACCGUGUUGAGUCUGUAUCAUUUUAAGAGAGGGACAAAAGAUUUAGUAGGGUUUGAUAUAUUACUAGAAGGAGAAAAAAUUUGCAGGACAUCUGUGUUGAUUUCUGUAAAUGCAGGGAAAAAAAAAAUGAUAGAUGUAAUAAUGUAAAUGUACCUCCUUAGUUUUACAGGGAAAUAGUAGUCACACAAUUUGCCUUUGGCUAUCACCAACUGUCUGUCUUUGAAAGUACAAUUUGCCUUUGGCUACAACCAAUGUUGUGUCUUCUGCUUAUCUUGGUUUUUGGUUUUGGUUAUCAUUACUUUUGAACAAUGGAGUUAUUUUCUCUUGUUAUUUAACUGAAUAGAUAGGGAAAAAGAAAGAAUUCAUAAUUUGAUAUUGUUUCAUGAACAAAAACCAAAAAAAACAAUUAAAGAGUGGUGAUAUAUAAACUAGUGUGAAUAACUAUGGAAAAAAUAAAUAAAUAAAUAAAAAAUAAAUAAAAAAAUAAAAAUUUGACAUUAAGACAGAUUUCACGAUACUUUCAACCCUUAAAAAUUUGA